Molecule: messenger RNA, 1635 nt
Organism: Rhagoletis pomonella (apple maggot)
Lineage: Eukaryota; Metazoa; Arthropoda; Insecta; Diptera; Tephritidae
Product: cytochrome P450 4e2-like
Molecular function (GO): oxidoreductase activity, acting on paired donors, with incorporation or reduction of molecular oxygen; iron ion binding; heme binding
Source: RefSeq, a predicted model, not a curated record
GUGAAGAACCAUAGCAAAGUGAGGCAGGUGAAUAAAUUACCAGGACCAGCAGCACUGCCGAUCCUAGGAAAUGGGCACCAAAUGGCCCAGACACCGAGUGGUCUCUUGAGUCAGCUCUUUCAGUGGUGGGUGGAUUCCGACUACCAAAAUUAUCGCGUGCACAUCGGUUACUAUCGCAAUAUUAUUAUCACAAAUGUCAAAGAUUUGGAGUUUAUUUUGACAAGCAAAACUCUGAUAGACAAAUCAGAUAUUUAUGAUAUGUUUCAUCCAUGGCUAGGUACUGGUCUGCUCACCAGCACCGGACGAAAAUGGUUCACACACCGCAAAAUGAUUACACCAUCGUUUCAUUUCAAGAUUUUGCAACAUUUUCAUGAAGAUAUGAAUCAGAAUUCAAACAAAUUUAUCGAAAAACUACGCAUCGUCGCGCAUGGCGAUAACAUUUUCGAUUUUCAAGAAAUGACGCACUAUCUGACGAUGGAUGUGAUUUGUGAUACUGCGAUGGGCGUGCAUAUAGGUGCGAUGGACAAUCAUGAUCAUGAAGUUGUGCAGGCGUUCAAAGACAUGUGUUACACCAUAAAUAUGCGCGCUUUUCAUCCAAUCAAACGUUCGAAUACGUUAUACAAAUUUACGCCGGACUAUCCAAAAUUCUGCAGAACACUAAAAAUUUUAGAAGAUUUCACGAAUGAGGUUAUUAAAAAGCGCAUAGCCGCACGCAAACUAGAAGACACUCGGUCUGAGCGUGGAGAGGAGGAUGAGUUCUCUAGCAAAAAGCUUGCUUUUCUUGACACUCUGCUGUCUUCCACAAUCGAUGGCCGGCUUUUAACGCAACAUGAGAUAUACGAGGAGGUAUCGACAUUUAUGUUCGAGGGGCACGAUACGACCACGUCAGGCAUAGCUUUCACUAUUUAUUUGCUCUCACUGCAUCCUGAGAUACAGAAAAAAGUAUAUGCAGAGCAGCAAAGAGUGUUGGGUGAUAACCUGAAUGGAGAAACGACCUUCCAACAAAUUGCCGACAUGCCGUAUUUGGACAUGGUAAUAAAGGAAACGAUGCGUCUAUAUCCCAGCGUACCGAUGGUUGGUAGGCGCACGGAAAAGGACUACGAUAUAAAUGGCUUUGUGAUUCCGCAGGAUACCGCUCUUAACCUAUUUCUAAUGGCACUUGGCUACAAUGAAAAGCAUUUUCCCGAUCCAUAUCGAGUGGACCCGGAGCGUUGGAAUGCGGAUAAGCGUGCGCAGAAUCCCUUUGAAUAUGUUCCCUUCAGCGCGGGCCCAAGAAAUUGCAUUGGACAAAAGUUCGCGCUGCUGGAAAUAAAAACGGUGGUUUCGAAGGUAGUGCGCACUUUCGAAAUCCUACCACCGCUGGAUGAACUGGCCUCGAAAGAUGGCUACUCGAGACACUUCCUUGGUUUGCCAGUCGAAGAACAAAAUAAACGAUUACCCAAUCCGAGCAAGUAUGAUCCCAUUUUGUCGGCUGUGCUGACCUUGAAAUCGGCGAAUGGCAUUUUUGUGCGACUAAGAGAGCGCAUUUAAAGGCGCGCCAUUAUGAUUAGUUGUUCUUAAUAUUACCAAUUUGGCUGACUCAUAAGUACUUAUUUGUUAAGGUAAAUUUAAAUAAAUUUUGGAAAAUUUAUUACA